Messenger RNA from Diabrotica virgifera virgifera (western corn rootworm), 2067 nucleotides. RefSeq names its product putative nuclease HARBI1. Lineage: Eukaryota; Metazoa; Arthropoda; Insecta; Coleoptera; Chrysomelidae. The transcript has 4 exons. The record is from RefSeq and is a predicted model, not a curated record. The coding region runs from base 896 to 2005 and encodes 369 amino acids.
UCUUAAGUAGCAUGUUAGCCUAGUGAAAAUUCGCAAAUUCAACUGAAACUCUAUUGAGCCCUUUACUAUCUAUUUUUUUAACGUCAUUAAGUUUGAGGUUGAAUAUAUCUCAAGCUAUUUUAAUUGUAUUGAAUGUGCCAAUUUUGAUAUUCGGUAUAUUUGUAGAUUCAAGAUAUACUACAAAAGGUCCACGAUCUCUUUCGGAGUAGGUAUUAACCUUUUUUUCUUCCUGAGAAUUAUUGCCGGAAGUCUGAUUUUGAUUUUUUUCGGAAUUACUAGUCAUUGUAAUUUUAGCCGAAAGUAUCAGGAUAAGGGGGCUAAGCCCCUCCUUUUUCUCACUCAUUGUAAGAAAAUCCAGUCAAUGAAGUAUUAAUAACUAGAAAGCAAAAAUAAAUAAAAAGAGCAAGCAAAAUAGCAUAAAAGAAUGCCGCUUGAAAAAAAUAUAAGCAAAAAUGCUCAACUUACCUAUAUGCAAACACUUAGAGCCGUUUGCACUGACUAUAUUAAGGCUAGCUUAAGAUAAGUCCCGCUUAAAGUAAAUAUUUUGCGUUGCAUAGGGCCGUUUGCACCGACUAUAUUAAGGCUAGCUUAAGAUUAAGGCCCGCUUAAAGUAAAUAUUUUCGUUGCACCGUAUGUCAAACUCGAUUUAAACCUCACUUAAUUUAAGCCGUCAAAUUCGGCGGCUUAAGAAAACUUAAAUGUUUAAGGGCCGUUUGCACCGACUAUAUUAAGGCUAGCUUAAGAUUAAGGCCCGCUUAAAGUAAAUAUUUUCGUUGCACCGUAUGUCAAACUCGAUUUAAACCUCACUUAAUUUAAGCCGUCAAAUUCGGCGGCUUAAGAAAACUUAAAUGUUUAAAACUCUGACUUAACCUCAAAUUUGCUAAUUUGUUUGUUGAUGAUACAUAUUAUUUUUUAUAAAAAGAAAAUGGAUAUUUUCAAUGAUGAUUUGGAUUUGUUGGAAAUAAUAGAACAUGGUUUUCCGAGACGGGUAUUUGUUCGGCCUAAUUAUUUCCAAACAAUGGACAAUUUAACUUUCUUUAGAACAUUUAGAUUUUACAAAGAAACUGUUUUGUUUAUCUUAACUUUAAUUGAAGAUCGUCUGGAAUUUCCUGAUAACAGGAACAAUAGCCUUAGUCCAAUGAACCAGUUGCUAACUUGCCUGAGAUAUUUUGCUAGCUCAGGUUUUCUGAUAACUGUUGCACAAUUUAUGCACAUUGAUGUAGCUACAGCCAGCAGAACGAUAGCAAGAGUAUCCAGGGAGUUAGCAACAUUGUAUCCAAGAUUUAUUAAAAUGCCUACAACCCAAAGAGAGAUCCUGACACACCAAGAAAAAUUUUACUCGAUGUUUAGAUUUCCACGAAUUAUAGGGGCAGUUGAUGGAACCCAUAUAAGGAUACAAUCACCUGGUGGAAAUGAUGCUGAAGUGUUUAGAAACAGAAAAUCAUUUUUUUCUCUGAAUGUUCAAGUGGUCUGUGAUGCAGAUAUGAAAUUUGAAAAUGUUGUAGCAAGGUGGCCAGGAUCCACCCAUGAUGCUACUAUCUUUAACAACUCACGACUCAAAGCCAGCUUCAUUGCCAAUGAAUUUAGAAACUGCAUACUAAUUGGAGACAGUGGAUAUCCACUUCAAGAGUACUUUAUGACUCCAUUAGAUCAGCCAAAUACUAGAGCAGAAUCACUAUAUAAUGAAUCCUUAAUAAGAACAAGGAAUAUAAUAGAAAGGACUAUUGGUAUUUGGAAAAGAAGAUUCCCAAUAUUAGCUUAUGGCAUGAGAUUAAAAUUAGAAACAGAUAUGGCUAUUAUAAUUGCAACAGCUGUAUUGCAUAAUAUAGCCCGUUCAAUGAAUGAACCUGAACCAGCAGUUCCUGCCGAUUUAAACCUCCAGGAAAUAAAUUAUUUAAUACAAACACAGAACAUAAAUAUGCCUCUAAACAAUGACAACAGACAUAAUAAUCGAAUUAAUAUUACCCAAAGAGAAAUUUUGCAUUAUUUCAGGAACCUACAAUAGAUUUAUUACCUAAAAUAGUUAUUUUUCAUGUAUUUUAUUUUUAAAAUAAAACUAUAUAUUUA